This is a messenger RNA of Myxocyprinus asiaticus (Chinese sucker), 2242 nucleotides long. RefSeq names its product deleted in malignant brain tumors 1 protein-like. Lineage: Eukaryota; Metazoa; Chordata; Actinopteri; Cypriniformes; Catostomidae. The coding region runs from base 177 to 884 and encodes 235 amino acids. The record is from RefSeq and is a predicted model, not a curated record. Gene Ontology annotation, cellular component: membrane. The transcript has 4 exons.
UUGCUGUUUUUUCAGUUUCUGUGAAACACUAUUUUUGCUUGAACUAUUUUAAAAGAGAACAAAGUGUGGAUAAUGCAACCAGCAGUUCUAGGUCUACAAGUUUUAUUUCUGUCUUGAAAGAGGCAUUGGUAACACAUUUUAUCUUCAGCUCAUUUAGAAACAACGCAAGAAUCACAAUGCGAAGACUUCUUCUCACUUACAUAUUUGGAAAUAUCAGACUGGUCAGUGGUAGUAAUGGCUUCUCUGGGAGAGUCGAGGUCUUUUAUGAUGGCCAUUGGGGAACUGUCUGUGAUGAUGGCUGGGGCAUGAAUGAUGCUGCUGAAGUGUGCAAACAGUUGGGAUGUGGAGAAGCUGUUGCAGCACUGGAGAAGGCUUAUUUUGGCAAGGGGAGUGAUCAGAUCUGGCUGGAUGAUGUUGCAUGCACUGGAAGUGAGAGCAGCUUUUCACAGUGCUCACAUAGAGGACUAGGAAAACAUAACUGUGACCAUGGUGAAGAUGCUGGUGUUGAAUGUCUAGGUAAUCUGUUAAGAUUGACAAAUGGGUUUGAUUCGUGCUGUGGGAGAGUGGAGAUACUUCAUAAUGGCGAGUGGGGAACAGUUUGUGAUGACAACUGGGACAUGAAUGAUGCUGCUGUGGUUUGCAGACAAUUACAAUGUGGUACAGCAAUCAGUGCACCUUAUAGUGCUGCCUUUGGUCAAGGCAGUGGAAAAAUCUUGUUGGAUGAUGUUGGAUGUUCUGGAAGUGAGAGCAGCCUGACACUGUGCUCACACAGAGGACUAGGUUCAAAUAACUGUAAUCAUGGUGAAGAUGCUGGUGUGGUUUGCUUGGGUAAGGGGGGAUGGAGCAAUAGUUUAAUAAAAUUGUUGGAAUUGAAAUUUCAUUAAGAAGAUGAAAUCCUUACACUUCCAGUUGACAUUAGGUUAUCUUGAUAAACAAUUAAAAAAAAUUAGCAGGUGACCUGCAGAUGCCCACCCUUUCCCUGAUCUCCACACAUUCAACUUUGUCUCCUGGAGAAAAUGUCCAGUUCAGAUGCACAACAUCUAACCCAAGGUGCCAGACAAUGUGAUUUAAACCUGUUCAAAAAUGGAUCAUUUAUAUACUCCCAAAAAAGUACAUCUAGUAUGACUUUCAAUCUGGCUUAUGUAAACAUCUCACAUCAAGGCCAGUACAGCUGUGAUUACUCUUACAAGAAUGGCACUAUCAAGUCACCCAGGAGUAACACUAUUCAAAUCACUGUGGUGAACUUGUAGCCCAACAUUUCCUUCAGUGCUCCUGAUGGAUGGUUUGACUUUGGGCCUCUGGGGCCAGUGGUCACCAGGGGCAACAGUUUCACUGUCAUCUGCUCCACUGAAUCUCGGUAUCCUGGAGGCUUCUUCUACCUGUUCAGUGGACCAAAUAUCACCAGGAGUCAAUCAGCUGUCAAUCACUCUGCCUUCUUCUACUUUCCUGAGGCUGAUUAUUCACAGCAGGGAAACUACAGUUGUGAUUAUGAAGUGAAUGUAUCCUCACAUACCUUUAGUUCAGCAACCUUUAGUUUAAUCCAUGUCUUCUGAAGCUAUACAGUCAGUUUUGAGUGAGAACAGAACAAAAUGUAAAUCCUUAUUCACUAUAAUCUGGACAUCUGCUUUGGUCAGGGCAGUUUGGAAAGUCUCCUUGGUGUGUUCAUGAGAGAAGCCCGAUUACUCUUCCUUGAGUUUGAAGCUUGUGCAGAGCACGUGUACAGCGCUCUGUGUAUGUGUCAAGCUAAAGGAAGUGUAAUGAACGUGGCAAAGAGAUUGCAGAUUUUAAGAUUUAUAGUGAAUAAGGAUUUACAUUUUGGUCUGUUUCUUACCCAAAACCGAUCAUAUCGUUUUUUUAGAAGACAUGGAUUAAACCACUCGAGUUGUAUGGAUUCCCUUACAAAAAAUCUAAACUAGUCACAAACUUGCAGCAAAUUUGCUCGUUAUUUCUACAAGCAAAUUAGCUUUUGAUUCGCCACAAAUUUUUGCCAGAAAUUUGCAGUUCUUUGCCAGUAGUGGUGAACCUCUGGCAAACCUUUGGCAACAAUAGACAAUUUGCCACAAGACUGCCGCAAAGCUAAUUUGCCUGUGGCGAAUUUACGGCAAAUUUGCGCCGAAUUUGCCAUGAACUCUCAAUUUUCGUAUGGGUUAUCUUAAUGCUGCCUUUAUGCCCUAUUUGGAGCCUGGGAAUUUCGGUCCCCAUUGUUUUGCAUUGUAUGGAUAUUAAUAAAUCAUACAUCUUU